AUGGACACAGAAGAGCCAACCAGGGUUUUGGGGUCUUCAUCUCCUGCGGAAUUGAUCCUUCAGCAAAAGGCCGGAGCUCUGCAAGGACUUCGGCGACCAGGCGGAGAUGACGGUGGGAUUUUGUCGCAGUUGUUAAGCAAUCCCUUCUUCACAGCGGGGUUCGGUCUAGCUGGUCUAGGCACCGUAGCGGCCCUUGCUCAACGAGGCCUCAAGCAUGGCGCUGCUUUGAUCCGGCGGCGCAUGCUCGUCGACGUGGAGAUCAACGUUAAGGACGACUCAUACCCGUGGUUUCUACACUGGAUGACCAUUUAUCAGCAAUCGCAGCUCAAUGGCGCUCGGUCGGUCGCAGCCACCGGGGGUGAGAAAGUGGGGAUUAUAGAGACUUUGCUUCGAAAAUUCACUCCGUCAAUGCGGCAGCUUUCGAUUCAGACACAAAAAGUCGAGCAUGCGAAUGGCGCCAUUCAUACACAAUUUACAUUAAUACCUGGUCCAGGACGGCAUGUGCUGCGGUAUAAGAAUGCGUUUGUUUUCGUCAAUCGAGUGCGGGAGUCUUCAUCUAGGGACCUCCAGUCCGGCCGACCAUGGGAAACGGUUACGUUAACUACAUUAUACGCGCACCGUCAUAUAUUUGAAGACAUGUUUACCGAGGCACAUGCGGUGGCUGCGAGGUCUCAUGAGGGGAAAACACGGAUAUACAACAGCUGGGGUGCGGAGUGGCAACAGUUUGGCCAUCCACGGCGAAAGCGUCCACUGGAGUCGGUGAUCCUAGAUGAGGGUAUUAAAGAAAGAAUUGUCGAAGACGUGAAGGAUUUCCUUGAUAGCGGCCGCUGGUACUAUGAUCGCGGGAUCCCCUAUCGCAGAGGCUAUCUCCUCCAUGGUCCUCCCGGCAGCGGCAAAAGCUCGUUUAUUCAGGCACUGGCUGGCGAGCUUGAUUACGAUAUUGCAAUAUUAAACCUUAGCGAGCGUGGUCUUACAGACGAUCGCCUCAAUCAUCUUUUGACGAUCAUCCCGAAUCGGACUUUGGUUUUACUUGAAGACGUCGAUGCUGCUUUCUCUAAUCGCCGGGUUCAGACAGAUGAAGACGGAUACCGGGGUGCCAAUGUAACAUUCUCCGGGUUGUUGAACGCUCUCGAUGGUGUAGCAAGCGCUGAGGAGCGCAUUGUAUUCCUCACCACCAACCACAUGGACCGGCUGGAUGAAGCACUGGUUCGCCCUGGCCGUGUUGACAUGACAGUCCGACUCGGGGAGGCGACGCGAUACCAAGUCGCUGCUCUAUGGGAUCGGUUCUACGGGGAGUUUGAUGCCAACGGCAUUUACAAGGCUAGAUUUUUGGAUCGACUCGCUCAAUAUGGGCUUAUUGAGGACGAGAAUGGGCACAAAGCGGACGUGUCCAAGACGGUCAGCACUGCUGCUCUCCAGGGCCUUUUCUUGUUCAACAAGGGGAACAUGGAGGGUGCGAUUGGCACAGUGCAGACGCUUGCUCAGUCUAUGUACGAAUGA
Messenger RNA from Talaromyces atroroseus, 1500 nucleotides. RefSeq names its product Mitochondrial chaperone BCS1. The record is from RefSeq and is a predicted model, not a curated record. Gene Ontology annotation, biological process: protein insertion into mitochondrial inner membrane from matrix; mitochondrial respiratory chain complex III assembly. Lineage: Eukaryota; Fungi; Ascomycota; Eurotiomycetes; Eurotiales; Trichocomaceae. Gene Ontology annotation, molecular function: ATP hydrolysis activity; ATP binding. Bases 1 to 1500 code for a protein of 499 amino acids. Gene Ontology annotation, cellular component: mitochondrial inner membrane. The transcript is spliced from 2 exons.